UGCUCAUGUAUGUACACACAUGCUGAACCCAGCUGCAAACACCAUCUUAAAGACAAAUGCACAGCACUGUAAUGAAGAAUCUACACGCUCAUUUGCUGCCAAUUUUGGCUCUGGCAAGUUUGUUGGUCAAGAUAAGUGGAUCAACCUCUCUUCACCCAGUGCUGACUGGUCCUGACUUGGCAUACCUCAGCUCCAGGGUAGCUUUCAGGUGUUUAGCGCCUGACUCCUCUCCCCCAGUCAUCUACGAGCUGAUGAGAGACGGAGGUGUCCCGAUCUCCACCGCCACUGAUGAUCAAGGGGACCAACCUGCACCCUUUUUCCUGAAGGUCACCGCAUCAUCAGAGGGGUCCUAUCACUGCAGGGCAACAGCAGGAGGGAAUACAGGAGUCAGCAAUAUCAUUAGGCUGAGUGUAGUCACUCCUGCAUCAAAUACCAUAGUCGUUCCAGAUCCCUCACCCCCUGUCAUAUACGAGGGGUCGCACGUCAUUCUGAGCUGCAACGUCUCAAAAGGCUCCCACCUGCAAUACACCUGGUUUUUCAAUAGAAAAGAGUUAACGUCUUCAACCUCUUCCUCCAUGCACCUCACCGGGAACAAGCUAGUGUUGGAGAAUGUGACCCCAGAGCAUGCUGGGAAUUACUAUUGCAUGGCUUGGUCUCAGGUGCAAGACAUCAGGAGGUUUUCCAGCAGUUCAGAGGUGCAGGUGACAGUCAAAGUUUAUGUUUCAAAACCAAGGAUCUCUUUCUACAUCUUCAAAGAGGGAGACAGUUACCGUGGCAAUGUGACCUGCUGGUCAACAAGAGGGAGUCCUCCAGUCAACUUCUCUCUUUUACUUGCCGGUCGGGAAGAAGGAUCUGUAACAGCAACUGAAUCCCUUAUCACCUGGUUCACUGUUGCCAUGGUACCAGGGCUGGACAUGGGUGUGGCUCAAUGUCAGGUGAAAAGUCAUGUGCAGGAGUUGACGAGUGAGCCUCUGACUCUGGAAGUAGUACCGGUUGGAGGCGAUGUGAGAGUGGAGGUUGAAUAUUUCUACCGAGCAGGUUUUAAACUGGCUGCAACACUACUGCACUGUAAGGUCAGCAGAGGAACUUUCCCUCACAUCACCUGGCUCUUCAAUGAGUCCGUCCUUCCCUCUGAGACACUUGAGGGCUCUCACAAUCAACCCAUCAGUCCUCACUAUGCAGUCAUUGGCAGAAGUCAAACCCUUGUUCUGGCCAAGCUUGGCCCAGAGGAGUCUGGGUAUUAUCGCUGCAGGGUGAGAAACAGCUAUGAUGACUCUGGGCCUUGGGUGGAGAGUGACGCUGUUCUGGUCCGAGCAACAGCGGUUCUCAUUACCACUAUGGAGGUCAUUUCUAUCGUGCUAUGCUGCUUCGUUCUCCUGAUGCUGAUUGUGGGUGCAGCUUUAAUUUACAAGAUCUCUGACCAGAAACAAGCUCAUGUUCAGCUCUCAACAACACGUGCUGAUGCUGCUGAUCUCACAGUGUCCGAACCUGCAUCCCAAUCAGCAGACAGACAGGAUAAUAUGAAUGAUGUUCAGAAUCAGAAAGAACUGGAUAGUAUGGUGUUACUAAUGUUUUCUUCCGUUUUUGUGGUCAUACUGGGGCUGUGCUGCUGUAGUCAGGGGAACAGUCAGUCAUUACUGGGGCGUCCACAGCUGUUUGGCCCCUCAGAGGCUCAGCACUACGACGUUGUAGAGUUCAAAUGUCAAGUAAAGACCUACCCUAAAAAUGAAGCCAUCCUGCUGCAGUUAUAUAAGGAGGGUAACCGUGACAAGCUUUUGUCUGAGUACACCUCUCUGAAAGGGGAGAUUGCAAUCUUUCCCUUGGUCAUCAAGUCACACCAUGAUGGUAACCUGGAGUGUUUGGCCAAAGCCCAGAACAACUCCAAGAUAGAGCCCACUGUCAGCCACACACACCACCUGAAGGUUGUUGUACCAGUGAAAGUUGCAGAGCUUGUCGUCGCUUCAGGUCCAGUGGAGUUCUUUGAGGGGAAGAUGUUGGAGCUACGCUGUGAUCUUACUGAGGGAAAUUAUGUUUCCUACUCCUGGCUGCUGAAUGGUCAGCCUGUCUCUCAGUCUCCUCACCAUAGAGCAGUGGAUAAUCAGCUCCAGAUCACCAGGACUACUUCCAGUGACAGCGGCUUGUACAUGUGUGUCGCCACCAACACCUUCAACAACACAAAGGUCUUCAGCUCCAACAGCUCUGUCACGAUCACAGUUAAAGAUACUGUGUCAAAACCUGACAUCUCCUUCAGCGUGUCAAAGGAGGAUUCCCACUACUAUUAUGCUGUGGUCACCUGUCAGUCGAUGAAAGGGUCUCCGCCAAUCACCUUUUCACUUUACAACAGCACUGAACUCAUUGCUAAUAUGACAACUAAAGACACAGUUGGCAUAUUUAGGGUUCCCUUAGUCCUAGGUGAACAUUUAGGGAAGCUUCGGUGUCGGGCAGUCAAUGGAGACCAGACUGCAUACAGUAAAUGGAUUCCCCUUAAAGUUGUCCCAGUCAAAGCGCCUGUGAUGAUGGACUACAAAAAAACUAUGAAUGAUCACUAUGCUGUGAUCAGCCUCAGCCUCUACUGUAAGGCUGCAAAGGGCACUCAUCCUCGCUACCAGUGGUUCCUUAAUGACACCCUCUUACAGGGGCAAGGAAGCUUUUAUCAUGUGGUGCACCAGCCUCCAGAGAGCUCCGUUCUCCUGCUGUCUGUGGGGGCAAGCAGUGCUGGGACUUACCACUGUGAGGUGUCUGACAGCUUUGAUAACACCACCACCAUCAGCAGCAGGAGGCACUAUCUGGAUGAAGACGUUCUGAAUCGUCUCCCUUUCCUUGUGGUGGUUGUAGUCUUUGGAUGUUUCAUAUUUAUGGUUCUAUUGGUCACAGUUUGUUGUGGGGUUGGAGUGAUGCUCAGGCGAAGGCAGAAUGAAGAGAAGUUUCUGGGGAACAUGGAGAUGGAGAGAGUGGUGCCUGCAUUCGAGGGAGAGCUGGACGUGACCAAUCAUGAAGAGGAUGCUGAUUUGGUUAGGACAGCCAGAGGAAGUGAAUUUGAUCAGGCUUCUUCUGAUGUCUCAGUGGAUGAGUGGCCCCAAAUAGUAAGAGAGAAGAGGACUUUAGAGGAUGAAGCUGUGGAGGAGCUCUGAGAAUUCAUACAUUAUGCUUUAUUUACAAGCUGCUGUCUAAUAAACAACUCGUGAUACUCUU
This is a messenger RNA of Cheilinus undulatus (humphead wrasse), 3192 nucleotides long. Its product is annotated as Fc receptor-like protein 5. Bases 57 to 3131 code for a protein of 1024 amino acids. NCBI's taxonomy places the organism in Eukaryota, Metazoa, Chordata, Actinopteri, Labriformes, Labridae. The record is from RefSeq and is a predicted model, not a curated record. The transcript is spliced from 22 exons.